Agelaius phoeniceus (red-winged blackbird) is the source of this 625-nucleotide messenger RNA. RefSeq names its product nucleophosmin/nucleoplasmin 3 (gene NPM3). Gene Ontology annotation, molecular function: chromatin binding; RNA binding; histone binding. Gene Ontology annotation, cellular component: nucleoplasm; cytoplasm; nucleolus. The record is from RefSeq and is a predicted model, not a curated record. NCBI's taxonomy places the organism in Eukaryota, Metazoa, Chordata, Aves, Passeriformes, Icteridae. Gene Ontology annotation, biological process: chromatin remodeling.
GCGGCUCAGCUCGGCUCGGCUCAGCACAGCGCUGCACGGCCCGCCCCGCUGCCAGAGCGAUCCCAGCGCCGCCGCCUCAUGGAGCCGCACGGGCCCGCCUGUCCCGGCAGCGUCCUCUUCGGCUGUGAGCUGACUGCCAGUACCAAAUCCUACACAUUUCAGGUGGAUGAAGAAGACAACUCUGACCACAUUUUAGCACUGUCUGUGGUCUGCCUCACUGAUGGUGCCAAGGACGAGUGCAACGUGGUGGAAGUCGUUGGGCGAAACCAUGAGAACCAAGAGAUCUCUGUGCCUGUGGCAAACCUGAAGUUGUCAUGCCAGCCCUUGCUGAGUCUGGACAACUUCAAGCUGCAGCCUCCAGUGACCUUUCGGCUGGCAGCAGGCUCUGGCCCAGUGCACCUGGCUGGCUGGCACAGGAUCAUGCACAGGGAAGAUGUUUCCUUUGAGGAGGAUGAUGACUUAUCUGAGGAGGAUGAGGAAGACCUUCCUCCUAUUAUGCCAGCGAAGAAGUAGGAGGAGGAAGGAGUAACUUGUCUCCAGGCAAGGUACUCACUGGAACUUCUCUCCCUGGAUGGUUUUUACCUUGGAUAUUGGAUACCUGUUGUCACGGCUUCAACAUUUGCUG